AUGAGAGUUGGUGGAAUCUCAUUGGCAGGACGGGUUGGAUAUUGUUCGUCUGCGGUAGAAAAUGUUGCGGAGGUCGGUUCGGCGGUUUGCGCUGUCGAUAUCGCUGUUAAUGGUGAUUUACACAGCGACAGUCUUCAUUAUGGAUUACCAGGCAAGCUUUUUCUCUCGAGUAACACUUUGAAUUAUUUGGCUAGUGGAUCGCGAAUGCAGCGUAAUGUAUCGCGUAAAGCCCAGCCGAGAAUGAAAGUUAAUGGAGUAAAGAGAGACAGUCUGGAGAAUUCUGAAGGACUUGUCGCUGAUCGCGAUCCUGGCGUCCAGAAAGUAUUACAUAUGCCAUCUUUUUCACAAAAUUAUUUUAUUGCACCAAAUCGCAUUUUUCACUUGGAUUUGAAAGGCGCAGCACCAAAAAUGGACUAUUUAUUGAAGCUUGUUCCAUUCAUCAAACAAAUUGGAGCAACAGGAAUAAUGAUCGAAUAUGAAGAUAUGUUUCCAUUUACAGAUUUUGAAGGUAAACUAAGUGGGGUAAAAGCUGGCAAUGCAUAUACUUUGGAUGAGUUACGUCGCUUUCUUCAUGCAAUCCAGACACAUAAUUUAGACAUUAUACCUCUUGUUCAAACAGUAGGUCAUCUGGAAUACAUUUUGAAAUACCCGAACUUCUCUAAAUAUCGCGAGGAGGAACGGUAUCCACAGGUCAUUUGUUUGACGGAUGAAGGAGCAGUUGAUUUGGUCCAAGAAGCACUGAGACAAAUAUUAAAUUUGCAUAAAGAUUUUGCUAUGAAAUAUUUCCACAUUGGAGCAGAUGAGGUUUUUCAGAUCGGUCGAUGUGAAAAGGACAGAAAUUAUAUGAUAAACAAUAACGUUGAUACCGAGUUCUUGCUCCUCAAACACAUCUCGAGAAUAGCGAAGUUCGUCAAGGCUCAAAUUCCAAAGAAAAAACUGAGUGUAUUGAUUUGGCACGAUAUGCUAAUAAAUUCACAAACACAAAGUGUCUUGAAGCAUGGUUUGAGUAAAUUGGUCGAGCCAGUAGUGUGGAAUUAUAUGGAAAAUUUGGAUAACCAGUUGUUGCCUGAUUUUUGGCAGCGAUUAUCGUCAAUGUUUUCAUACGUCUGGGGAGCUUCUGCUUACAAAGUUGAGUUUUCAAAAUUAUAG
Cercopithifilaria johnstoni is the source of this 1149-nucleotide messenger RNA. Lineage: Eukaryota; Metazoa; Nematoda; Chromadorea; Rhabditida; Onchocercidae. The record is from the annotation of a GenBank genome assembly.